This is a messenger RNA of Strongylocentrotus purpuratus (purple sea urchin), 4193 nucleotides long. Its product is annotated as collagenase 3. The record is from RefSeq and is a predicted model, not a curated record. Gene Ontology annotation, cellular component: extracellular matrix. The coding region runs from base 450 to 2048 and encodes 532 amino acids. Lineage: Eukaryota; Metazoa; Echinodermata; Echinoidea; Camarodonta; Strongylocentrotidae. The transcript is spliced from 8 exons. Gene Ontology annotation, molecular function: metalloendopeptidase activity; zinc ion binding. Gene Ontology annotation, biological process: proteolysis; extracellular matrix organization; collagen catabolic process.
ACCCCCGCCGAUAACUUUACCAUGACGUCACUCAAAAAGGCGCUCAUAAAUACGGGUGAACUCGCAAGUUACACAGCAUUCAGCAGCAGAUUUAGUCACAACAAAAACAUUCAGUCGAGAGCCCUGUGAGGAGAAAAGCAAAUAACAACUUCAUCACUGGAAGAUUUAGUUCAGCGUGCAUUAUUGAUUGUGUUGACUUACUAAAGUAGAAACAAGGUCGAAUCGAGUGAUUAUUUGAGAAGGCACACAAACAUUAGCUCCGUCGAGUGGACAAGAGCGAGCUUUUAAUUCAUUCGUGUGGCAUAAGUACAUCUUCAAGAUAACGUCUGCCCAACUUAUUAAACUUUUAUUCAUGGUGAUAUUGUGAGUUGGACACAAGGGAAUCUUAGAACAAUCAAAUUAACAAGAGAUUCGUAUUCAUAAGAGAGACGGUAGAUAUUUAUUUCAUCAUGGAAGGAUACAGGAGGAGUAAAGCAUCAUUAAGACAUGUCAUCGUGUUGGUUCUUUGUUCAUGUUUAAUGUUAAACCCAGCACAUAGCGCACCAGUAUCAGACAACGAACUAGCGGACCUCAGGUUAAGUUUGCCCUUUUUCGAGAAGUACGGCUACCUGUCUACGAGCAACAUCGAACCAGGAAAAACUCCAGGUGAGACGCUGGGCAGCGAACAGUUUCAACGCGCCGUCAGCGAAUUUCAACGCUACGCCAACAUCGACAUUACGGGAACCAUUACGGAGGACACAAGAGUUAUGAUGAUAAAACCGCGCUGCGGUAACAAGGACACGCAACCGAAUAACCGCGUGCGACGUUACAACGUCGCGGGCGGUAAUUACCGGUGGAAUAAAGAGACGUUGACGUAUAGGAUAGUGAAUUUCCCGACCAUGCGUAAAGCUUCUUCAGUCAGCGAAGUCCAAGUUCGUCACGACGUCCGGAUGGCUUUUAAGUUGUGGAGCGACGUCACCCCACUUGUAUUCAUCGAAGUCCAUGAUGACACAGUCGAAGUCGACAUUGAGCUGAAAUUCGGUAGCCGUGUUCAUACAUCCGUAUACGGCGACCCCGCCUUUGAUGGUGAAGGGGGUACACUGGCACAUGCAUUCACACCGAACAGCGGAUGGGGAAAAACAAACGGCGACGUCCAUUUCGAUGACGAUGAACAUUUCACACAUAAGAUUUAUUCUGGAGUGAACUUAUUUUACACCACCGCCCAUGAGAUCGGUCACGCUUUGGGACUCGAUCACUCCGAUCAGAGGAACUCACUCAUGUGGCCAUGGGACAAGGGUUACAUCCCAAACUUCCGUCUUCCUCUCGAUGACAAACUCGGCAUCCAGGUCGUCUACGGAAAGAACCCCUUCCAGGUGUCUACUGACCCCCCUCCCACCACCCCGGGCACCACCACCCAACCCCCUAUCUUGAUACCACCAUAUUGCAACACCACCCUUGAUGCUGUGGCUGAUAUCAGGGGUAAUCUCAUGGUUUUCAAGGAUGAGAACAUGUGGAGGUUCCGUCCCAACUACAACUCUGAGGGGUACCCCGAUCGCACCUUCCCUCUCGUUCCCGUUGAUCCAGACAUUGGAAUCCUGACUGAACAGUUCUUCAGGGGCAUCAAACAAGGCAUGAAGGCAGUCUACGAGAGGCAAGAUGGUCGCAUCGUUUUCCUCAAAGCACGCAAGAAGUGGAUAUUCCAAGGUACUACCCUUUACGAAGGCCCAGUUCGUGUCAGUCCAAGUCCAGAUGGCUACCCCCUCACUGUUUAUGCUGCCCUCUAUAACAAGGACGAUGGCAAGACGUACCUGUUCAAAGGUAGCAAGGUCUGGCUCUAUGACGAGCUCACAGGGCAGGUUCAAAGGUCAUCGAUAACAAAGAAAUUCAAGGAUCUACACUCUACAGUCAGAGUUAAUAGUGCUUUCAUGUUCUAUGGUCAUAAAUUCCUUGUUGAUGGACCCGACUACUACGAGGCAGAUGUGGCGAAUAACGUGGCCAAUGUCGGGAAGAGAAACUUUGGAGUAAACAUUCUUGGCUGCCCUCCUACAACUCCUCCACAAUCAUAUUAACCCUUCUCGCUCUGCUAAACCAACAAGUAGAGGAUCGUAAACUGUAUAAAGCACAGACAAUCUAGUUUUGAAACUGACUUUCUCAAUGAGAGAUGAGUCCAUGGUUUGGAUCAUCCAACGUUAACCAGUUGACCACUGGAUUCUGUACUUCUCAUAGGCUUGGUACAGGAUCCGAUUGGUUCCUGGAUGCAAUGGGAUAAGGAUCUUCAAGAAGAGAACAUUCAUUUGGAAGGGUGAAGGCUGGCACAGCUGUAUAUUGAGGAUAGGGGUAGAGAUUUGCUGAGACUUCUGGAAGAUCAUCAAUAAUGCAUCUUCCGAUCUUCGACGAGAUAACAAGAUAACAAUUCCUUUGAAAUCUAAAUGUUGCAUCUAUUUCAAAUGUGAUAUUGCUGUAUUGAGAAUAAGGGGUGGAGGUUUAAAGGAAUUCCAACUGCAAUGCUGAAGCAUUUGUCCUGAGUUUCGGAAUGUUACCAGUUCAGGAUCUUCAAGAAGAGAAGCCGGGUGAUGGUCGCAUCCAUUUAGUUGUGAGACUGUAGGAUGAUAAGGGAUUAAGACUUCAAAGAAUCAAAUUUCUGCUGAAGCAGUUUUCCUGAGAAUUUGAAAUUCACCAGUUAAGCAUCUUCAACACAAGAAAACUCUUUUUAAAGUUGCUUCCAUUUAAACAUGAAACUGUCAACAGAGAGAGGAAAGGAGGUCAACAUUUCAAGGAAUCAAAACUUUACAGAGGAAGCGGUUUCCUGAGAUUCUUGGAAACUUCUUGUCUUGCGUGGAAAUGAAGUCUCAAUGCCAGACGCAGAAAGGAAAUCUUGCAUUUACAACCAUUGCCAUGUUUACUUGAAACUUUUGACUGCUGCGGCUGUGUAAACCUGCAGAAAGACCUUGUACUUUUCAUUUAACUACUAAGAUCAAUCGUUGAAUCUUUUUACUGGUUUCCUCUAAGGUAUUAAAAAUUUUGCCCACUCAUCCUUAUCAGUUUCCCACAAGGUAAAUAUCUGGGACCCGUCUCACAAAGCCCUUUUUCAAUGACAACUGACAAAAAACAGUGACAACUCUGCUGAUAACCAAUCAGAAGCAAGGAUUUCACUAGCUUAUAUUAACAAAAACUGUCAUUUGUCACUGAUGUCAAGUUUUGUUAAACGGGGGCCAGGUGAUGGUCAUUCCUUUACUCUUUCCUAUUAAUAUUCAAAGAUUAUAAACUUAUGUUUCUCUGAAGCUCUUUCAUUCUAGUUAUUGACAUGUCACCCAAGUAUUAUGGGGCUUUAAUUUACUAAUCCCCGACUGUUUUUUUAAGGAGAGAUUCGCUUACGAUGUAUAUACCUUGACCUCACAUUUGUGUGACUUUAUUCCUGUUUGGCAUAACCAUAAACUUACCUCUCUCUAUCUCUAUCUCUCUCUCUCUCUCUCUCCCUCUCUCUAGCACUUCAAUUCUAGUUAUUGAAAUGUCAUCCAAGUGGUAUAGAACUGUAAUUCACUAAUUCCUCAGAAAGUUUUUAAAGAGUAACUUACUACAAAUGUACAUCAUAUUUGCAUGAACACAUGUACAGUUUAUUCGUCUUUGCCCAAAUCAGUCCAUAAAUCUGAACAAGUUUUUUAAAAUAAGUAUUAAUUUAGGGAUUGAUUCAUAUUUGUUUGUAUUUUUUGAUGUAUAAAGGUCAAAACGCACAAAAGGAAUCCUUUUUUUGUUGAUGAGAUCAAUCUCAUUUCAUGAGUAUGAAAGUUUCUUCAUUGCUCGUUAUCUACCUCUUCACCCCCUAUCACACACGAUGUGGUGAACAACAUCGAAAAAUUCACUUCCUUGAACAAAUGAAACCAGUUCACAUGUAAAUAAAUGGCAAGUAGAAUAAAAAAGAAUAAAAAGAGAAGCAGGUCACAAAGACCCCUUAUCAAGAUUAUUCUAUGAUAAUGAAAUACAGAAAAGUAGACAUGUGAAGUACACUUCACUUUAUAAGUUGAUUGUGUUUUGCCAUGCAGGUUUUGGGGAUGUGGCUCACUGCAUCAUGUAUGGGUGCAACUUUUGGUACCUAUCUUUUGACUAUUGAGGAACUACAGUGUAUUAUUCAGAUUGUAUUGUUAAGUGCCUUAUUUGUCUUUGCCCCUCCUGAUGGAAGAUAAUAUUAUUCAUCAUCAAACAGGAAUCGUUAAAGA